Molecule: messenger RNA, 692 nt
Organism: Strigops habroptila (Kakapo)
Lineage: Eukaryota; Metazoa; Chordata; Aves; Psittaciformes; Psittacidae
Product: malonate--CoA ligase ACSF3, mitochondrial-like
Exons: 6
Coding region: 1-522 (173 amino acids)
Biological process (GO): fatty acid metabolic process
Molecular function (GO): medium-chain fatty acid-CoA ligase activity
Source: RefSeq, a predicted model, not a curated record
AUGUAUCUUGGCUAUGUUGCAGCAGAACAAGUGACACCGGCUCUGGAGGGACAAGAAGGGGAGCUGCUCAUGAAAGGACCUUCCAUCUUCUGUGAGUACUGGAACAGACCCAAAGAAACAGCAGAUGCCUUCACACCCAAUGGCUGGUUCAAAACAAAAGACACAGCAGUGUACAAGGAUGGCGUUUACUGGAUUGAGGGCUGCACCUUGGUAGACAUCAUCAAAAAGAGAGGGUUAAAAAUCAGUGCUCUGGAGGUAGAGCAUCAUCUGCUUGCGCACCCCUGUAUCACAGAUGUAGCUGUGAUUGGGCCUCCAGACAUGGUCUGGGGCCAGCAGGUCAGCGCUGUCGUGCAGCUGUGCAAGGGUGAGAUGCUCUCCGUGAAGGACCUGAAGGACUGGUCCAGGGAGAUCAUGGCACCGUACACCAUCCCAACUGAGCUGAUCGUGGUGGAGGAGGUCCCACGCAAUCAGAUGGUAAAAGUCAACAAGAAGGAGCUUCUGCAGCGCUUUUACCCAGCCUAGUGCAUGGCCUCAGACCAGGACUAGGAACCUGGGGGUGUUUAGUCCUCGGCUGCAUCCAUUCUCCCUCCACAACAGCACCGAUGAGGUGCCAGCAGUGAUUAGCAGGGGCAGGUCUGGGCUCACUGCAGUCUUGUCCAUGAAUAAAGUCCAACAAAGUAGGAUUCAUCCCA